AUGGUGAGAUUUGGGGGGAAGAAAAAGGACCAGGCAACGGCAAGGAAUACCCCGAAGACUGGACCAUUGAAGUUUCUCAGAAGAAUCAAGGUUGGCUCAAGGGCAAGAUCAGAUGACAGCCAGCCUGAGAAUUAUCUUGAGGCAACUUGCACAUUGGCAAAUCCUCUUGAGACGUCAGCUACCGGUAAUGUCGGUACCGGUAUCAGGCAAAAUUCGGUGGUUGCGCUUGGUGGGAGCUCACAAGACAACACGACGAAAAUAGAAGACAAUGACAAUGAGGGGCAAUUACAAGUUCCACGGGAAUUGACAGCGGGAUUCCGAGCUACCGGUAGAUCAGAUGGCAGUCAGCAAUCAAAUACAGACAAUUAUCUCGAGGCAUCUUGUCAGAGACCAGAGUCUCAGGGUGGAUCUGGAAAUGUGGGCAUCCCAAUUCACAACCUUGUUUCGGCUUCUAAGCCCGGGGUGGCCGAACGCGGUUGUAGCGUAGAAAGUUUUCUGGGGGGUCUUGAUGACAAUGGCGAUUGCACGCAAUGGAGUUGCUCUUCUUGUGCCUUUACGGGAAAUCCAGAGUCUUUCAUGGCGUGUUUUCAGUGCAAUGAGCCUCGUAGUCCGCACACUGAUACCAACUCUACCAAUGCAAUUAGGGGAAGUUCAGCAGGAAGCACAGGGUGGGGUAUGCCAAUGAUUACAGAAUUGAGAUCCAGCAAAAGCGGGAGACAUUGGUCCUGCAACUUUUGCACAUUUGCUGGGAACUUCGAGGGGAAAUCGAGCUGUGAGCUCUGCGGGACUCCCAGGGGACGAGGGUCGGGGGGCAGUAGUGCUUUUAUGGUGCCGUUUGAUGAGUCAAGUUCAAGGGAGGAGGAGAUGGGGCAAACAGGUGACAACAGCAAUGUGCAGCAAGAGAUUGCCCAUGAAAUUGGGGGAAACAAAACACUGGCCAACUACGUUCUCCAGGGAGAUAUCUUCUCCCUUGUGUACCAAGCCUCUGGGGCUGGUACAGAAGACCCCAGAGUCCAAGUUCAGGCGACCUGGGGGCUAAUGAAGCUAGCGAAAGAAGAUGCUGGUUUCCGUAAACUCAUGUUGUCCCAUGGGUGUUUUGCUUGCUUCUCGGAAAUAUUUUCCAAGGCUGAGAAACACACCAACUACAUCUUGAAAACUCUAGCUGCCUUGACACUGGCGUAUAUGUUGGCCGCGGCCAACCAAGAUACGCUGCAUUACAUGAAGUUUGAAAUCAAAGAAUCUUUGGACUACCUGUGUGCACAAUGCAACGAACCUCUCUUUUUGGGAGGCAGCACAGGGGCAAUCGUGUCUGUAGAAGAAAUAAUUCUGGUGGGACAAACAAAAGGAACCUAUCGCCAUCGGCGUCAACAAGAACAACGACAGUACACACCAGAGGCCGCGCCGCAACCAAUCCCCCCGACCGUGGCUGCGCCUCCACCCAUGACAUCUUUAACUUCCACCACGAGUACGGUGGCAGAGGGUUGGAUCAAAACAAGGCGGCAGUCUAUGACAAUGCAUCAAGAUGCCAGGGCGAUGUUUCGGCGGUUGGAUCACUCCCCCAUAGACUCAUAUACUGCCAUUUGGGACCCACUGAAAGAGAUUUUCGAACUCGUGACAAAUGACAACAAUAUGCGAAGUCAGGUCAUUGCUUUAGACUCUCUUUCGCUGAAGACAUUGAUCAGAUUCUCCUCAAAUGGCUCAGACUUCGAAAUGCUCAAUCCCAAGCAACGAGGCAAGAUUCGUGCACUGGCUUCCUUGGUCGUAGCCUACGUGCUCUGUUCACACGAGAGCAUGUUGUCAGUAAUGGUUUAUUCCGAACAGAUUGAGGAGUGCUUGGGAUUCCUGGAGGGCUUAUCGACCGAAGGACAUCUGAUCACUUCGGAAGCACUAAAUGUGAGCGCACAUCAAUUACGGUAUCUCCCAAUGGCUGCGCGUCGCUGCUUGAAGGUGCACAUGGAUCUGCUGCAAACGAUUCCGGGCAGUAAUGAAGCACCACAGAAGGCAUACACGCGCUUCUGCCGAUUGAUUCAAACGAGUCGCAGAUGCAAGGAUGUUUCUCGCCUGAUCGAGCUGAUGCAACACAACGUGGUGGUUCAGAAUCCAUCUCUGCAAAUGGCCAGCCUCGUAGCCCUGAUGAACCAUUGUAGUCAAACGGAGAUACAACAGCAGGAAGCGUGGGACCAAAGCCUGGUAGACUGUUUACUUCCUAUGUACUUGGCCUCCGCCAAGAACGAUCGAUCUUUGCGAACCAUUUUGGCCUUGAUCGUUGUGCAGCUUGUACUGGCGAGCUCGGAGCGACUGUAUUUUAACUCGGGUCACACCCAACAAAACUCCAUUCUGGAUAUGAUCGAGGACCUGUGCAAGGCCACCCAAGAUGUGAACCUUCACUAUGCUGUCCCUGCGAAAGCGCUAGAUGACGAUGACACAGAAAUGGCUUCAGUGGAAAUUUUUGUGACGGAAAUGAUUGGCAAAGGCGAACGUGCUAGAGGAUUAGUAGCCCGCGAGCCGGCGGAAGCAAAGGGCAUGCCUGAAUCCAACAUGUUUGCUUUGAACGGGGUAUCGCUCACGCCGGAGCCUGUCGAACUGGUAGCGCGCUCAGCCGAUCUUCCCCCGAAUCCGAUGGUCGUUCAACCAAUCCAGCCCGAAGACUUAGCAGCACUGUUGAGCAAUCUAAACCCGCAGAAAAACGACCGAGCAACUCAGUUGACGGCAGCCGCAACACUCAUGGCUAACGCGGAGAAGAGGAAAGUGUUUCGGGAAAGAAUGAUUGAUUUGGAGGCGUUCGAGCCGUUGCUGCUUGCGUACACGCAGUGCAACGAAAACGACUACAAGCUUCGGACAGCUAUAGCGCUCACAGUUGCUCACAUACUGCGAUCAUCUCCGCAAAAGCUACGCAUGACGCUCAAACAGCGGCGUCGUAUUGACGGCUGUCUUUCUUUUCUCCGCAGUUCGCGAAAAGAUGUAGUUCUAAAUGGGAAGACGAUUGUUGCAGAGUCACUCUUGUACCUUGGCAACCAGGCCCGAGGCUACUUCGAGGUCAUCAGUCAACGAAGGCAGGAGUCUAAACGACUACUGAUGAGCGUUGGAAAGAAUGAGGAUGGAAUGAAUGAGGUUGUGCCUGCGCCAAGUCUCACACGGGUCCGUUCAUCAAGACCUCAAGAAGAAACGGUUCAGGUGGAGCGGCCAAAUCCAAAGCUUCAGCUUCCGCAGACGACGUUAACACGACAAUCGACAGUUGGUGGUUCGUCUAGUGGCAUCGUGUCGGCUUUGUUCUUUCUUGGAUCCACUGAAUAUGAUCGAAGAGUCGAUGCAGCAGUGGCUCUCAUGAAGAUUGCAAAGGAGAGCCCAACCCAGAGAGUUCUGAUGCACAACUAUGGUUUGGUGCCACGGAUGGUAGAUAUAGUCCAAUCGAGAGAUGGUGGAGAGUCAUCAAAACUGCGGCUACUUGCCGCGAUGACGGUUGCCUAUGUCGCACCAUCGUCGCACCACGACUUGUUUCUCGAAACCCAUGACAUCCAAGAGUGCACUGGCGUGUUGCUCUCCCACGGCAACGCAAGUGUCGCGGUCAAUGACAUGGUGAUCUCAAACCAGGAGCUGCUUUGGGCAACAGAGAACUUGCGCCGAUACGAAAGAAGGCAGUCCGAAAGGGAACGAGAUCCAGUCUUCCUGUCAACGGAUGGCAACAAAUCCCCGGCUAACUGUUUCAUAGACCUGCAAGAAAUCUUUCGAAAGAAGCAUGUGACAAGCUUGAUAGAGAUUGUAAGCACUGGCUCGUGCAGACAGUUUGAUGCGGCAUUACUGCUGCUCGCAAUGGUGAAAAAGGACAAGAAACACCUUCAGGAGAUAGUUUCAUCCAGAGGAAUCGAUGUCCUCUUAACUGUCUUCUUUCAAUGGGAAGAUUCUUCAGAUGAUCUACGAGUUGCUAUAGCAAUGCUGGUGACAUCCAUUGCCCCUUUCGUCCAAGAUCCCUCGGACAAGCAACAGCUGGAAAUGGCACAAUGUGUGCAGUUUACACAGGAUCGUCAGUCGACUACCCAGCGGAUGAUUGCAAAAGCAGCCAACAAGGUUGCUUCGCGCGAACUCAAGCUUGAGCCGACAUCAUAUAACUACAUGAAAGAAGAUGGUUUCCUCGGCGUAGUGAAACUCAACUCGCUUGGACUAGUCAGCGAGACUGGCUCUUGGUUAUGGCAGGAGAUCAACUCGUGCACAGCGAACCCUAGUGAACAAUCAGCAGUAUCAAUUGUAAUGCAGGACUUGAGCAAGGCAGAUGUGGUUCUGAACGUCAUGCAGCCUCGCAAGGCGUCCCAACUGUUCGAAGAUGUCAGCGGGCGCCUCACUUUCUCCCGGAAGAGGGAACGUACAAAUCGUUCUUCUAGUUUUCUCAAGGUACCCAGGAUAAAGGAUAUAUCCUGCGCAGAUCAACCCGAUUUUCUGGGUGUGAGCGUUUAUCAUCUGAAACAUCAUUUUCUUCCUGCUGUGACGGCAACACAAGGGCUAUCGAAACACUCCAAAUUCUACGAAAUUGAGAACUUGAAGGAGGCCACUGGUUUUGUUCGACGGAGGGGCCAGCAUGUUCGUUGUCCAUUGGACGGCAGAAUGGGCGCGGCCUAUGUUCAUUGCUUACAAGGGGAAGAUCACGUGGGCAUUGCCAAUCACAUGCUUAGCUGGACCUGGAGUUACAGUGUCAGUGAGGUUGUUGAGACGUUGGAUGGAUAUUGCCAAACGCACGACCUUGAUCCAACUCGGACAUACGUGUGGCUUUGCUGUCUUUGCUUGAACCAACAUCGAGUUUUCCAGUCCAACCUCUCCGGCAUUCAAAGGUCUGCUUCGACUCUGGACUUUGAGAAUGAGUUCCAGAGGCGCGUCCUCGGUAUUGGGCGGGUCCUUGUGAUGAUGCAGCCUUGGGCGGAUCCUAAGAACCUACGCCGUGCAUGGUGUAUUUUUGAAAUUUUCAUGGGGCUUGUAACUGAAAACUGCGAGGUGUCGUUUGUCAUGACACGCACAGAACGAGAUCGGAUGGCGAUACGGUUGUUUUCCUCAUUUGGAGGGGCAGAAAAGACUGGAGUGGACCUGCUCUACUCUACCUUGAAUCAGGUCGACCUCGAGCAAGCGCAGUCUUCAGUGCAGCAAGAUAAAGACAGAAUUUUAGAUCUGAUCCGGCAACGAAUUGGCUUCGAAGAAGUCAACCUUAUCGUGAGAGACAGGCUUCGAGCGUGGGUCAAGAGCGUCAUCGACGGACUCGUCGCAGAAAGAGAACGACUCGAAGAGCAACGUGUGAUGGACGAUAGUUGCUUGAGCAAUGAGAGCUUGACGAGAGGAACACAGCUUUCACACGCAACCUUCCUUAAGCAAGUAGGAGACAUUUACGCCUUGUACGGCGACUUUCGAUCAGCUGAGCAGAUGUAUACAGGGUGCCUUGCUGAUCGUGUUGCUGUGCUAGGGACGGACCACCUAGACGUGGCGGAGGCCUAUACAAAGAUUGGCAAGGCACUUGCCGCACGAGGCUACCACGGCGAAGCCAUUGAUGUUUACUUGAAAGCCCUUCGAAUUCGGGGGAAACAUUUGGCUCGCAAUCACUUGGACCUUGCUACAACCUACGUUCACAUUGGCCGUCUCUUGCAUGAGAUGGGCGACGUGCAGGAAUCUUUGACAAUAAUGAGAAAAGCUCUCGCAAUUCAAGAGGAGUCAUUGGGCCAGAACCACCGCGAAAGUGCCUUGACCUCCGCUCAUAUUGCCAUACUUUUAGGGGAGUGUUCAGAACGCGAAGGCACGUGUGCUCAGGGUUUGCAAAUGGCUCAGAAGGCCCUUGGAAUCCUGCAAGGAGCUGUUGGGAAUCAACAUCCUGAUACCGCGUUCUGUUUCUUUUCCAUUGGAGCGUUGCUGCAAAACAUUUGUAUGGACGAGGCUCUCUCGGCAAUGGACCAAUGCCGCUGCAUUCAAGAAAAAGUGCUGGGCAACCAGCAUGUAGCGUUGGCAACAACCUACGGCUGCCUCGGCGAAAUGCUACGACGCGAGGGGAGGCUGAGGGAUGCUAUGAAACGAUUCCGGCAAGCUCUGAGCGUCCUUCAGCACUCUCAUUCACACAUGCAUAUUUCGAUAAUUCGCGUAUACGCCCACAUGGCGGUGGUGGCUUGCAUGUUGCAAGACCACGAAGAAGCGGACGAUCUGCACGAGGCAGUGGUUGCGUUUUUGCACACCUGCCCCAUCCAGUUUGAUUCGAAGUUGCUUCGGAUUUACAGCGCUGCCGCAGAGGGUCGGUACCGAAGGGGGGAUCAAUCGACUGCGCUGCGACUUUUCCGUCAGAGCCUUGAAGUGAAAGAGGCCAUGUUGGGUGAAAAUGAUCCAUCCUUACCAGUUGGCUACGAUAUGCUGGAUCUCUUGGGUGACGUUCAAGGCGAAGACGACUGUGUGUUGUUGGAAGAAUUCAAAUCAUCUUUGUCUCUUCUUCCAGUCGUUUCUGAAGGGGUUGGAGCUUCUAUCGAAGAAAGGGCACCACCGCCCAAGCUGUUGGAAGGGGUAACCACACAAUGGCUCGAAAGACGUCGUUGCAGUGUCUAG
This is a messenger RNA of Seminavis robusta, 6558 nucleotides long. The record is from the annotation of a GenBank genome assembly. NCBI's taxonomy places the organism in Eukaryota, Bacillariophyta, Bacillariophyceae, Naviculales, Naviculaceae.